Oryza sativa Japonica Group (Japanese rice) is the source of this 1526-nucleotide messenger RNA. RefSeq names its product probable apyrase 3. Gene Ontology annotation, molecular function: hydrolase activity. Lineage: Eukaryota; Viridiplantae; Streptophyta; Magnoliopsida; Poales; Poaceae. The record is from RefSeq and is a predicted model, not a curated record.
AUGGAAGGUCCGGAGAGCCUACGACACGAUGUUCCGUUCUCCACUUCUGAGGGAGGAUUCUUCGACAUGGAGCCGUCCAGGGUUGUAACCACGGUGUUCUCGCUUCCGGUGAAGCCCGGGUUGAGCUCAUAUGCUGGCAAACCACAGGAAGCUGCAAACUCCAUUGCUCCUCUGCUAGAGAAGGCUAAAGGUGUUGUUCCCAAGCAGCUUCAGAAAAGAACUCCCCUCAAACUUGGGGCCACUGCUGGUCUAAGACUGAUUGGAGAUGAGAAGUCAGAGCAAAUUCUUGAAGCGGUUCGAGAUCUUGUCCACAGCAAGAGCAAUUUCCAGUACAAACCAGAAUGGAUCAGUGUCCUUGGGGGUUCUCAAGAAGGAUCCAACCUCUGGGUUGCUCUGAACUAUCUUUUGGGGAAGUUAGGAGGGGAUUACUCAAAAACCGUAGGAGUGAUCGAUCUCGGAGGUGGUUCAGUUCAAAUGGCCUAUGCCAUUUCUUCAGAUGCUGCAGAAAACGCUCCUCCAGUCCCUGUCGGCAAAGAUCCUUAUGUUACAAAGGAGUAUCUCAAGGGAAAAGAUUAUAACCUUUAUGUUCACAGUUACUUGCAUUAUGGGCUCCAAGCUUCUCGCGUCGAGAUUCUUAAGACGAAGAAUGGGCAAUUCAGCUCCUGCAUGCUUCGCGGAUUCAAUGGUACAUACAAGUACAACGGCGAGGAGUACGACGCGGCGGCGUCGCCGGAAGGGGCGGACCACGGCAAGUGCGGCGAGGAGGCGGCGGCGGCGCUGGGCCUGGACGCGCCGUGCGAGUCCCGGAACUGCAGCUUCAACGGCGUGUGGAACGGCGGCGGCGGCGCCGGCAUGGCCGACCUCUACGUGGCGUCCUACUUCUACGACAGGGCGGUGCACGGCGGGUUCGUCGUCGACGACGCGCCGAGCGCCGUGACCACCCCGGCGGCGUUCGCGGAGGCGGCGUCGAAGGCCUGCUCGCUGAGCUCCGGCGAGGCCGCGGCCGCGUACCCGGAGGCGUUCGACGUGCAGUUCAUAUGCAUGGACCUGACGUACCAGUACACAUUGCUUACAAAGGGCUUCGGUUUGAAGCCAACUAGGGAGAUGACGCUUGUGAAACAGGUCAAGUAUGGGGAUUGCUACGUGGAGUCGGCGUGGCCGCUGGGUACUGCCAUAGAAGCCUUGUCCUCCCAGAAGAGUCAUCAGUCUGCAUGAUCCAUUUAGCUAUAUCACGCAAGGAUGCCUACAUAUAUGUAUGUGUUCUGAUUCACGUACGUUUGAGCGGUGGAGAAGAUGUUUGGCAGAUUUGAGUAGCAAAUUCAUAACACUGCGCAAUUAAUAACUUAAUAAAAUGGUAUUGUUUGACGGCAAAUUUAUACUGAGCCUUGCAUGGUAGUUACAUACACUGAAAAAUCUUAAUCCUAAUGGGCCUCCAAUCGAAGGCCUUAGGCAAUAGCCCGGGUGGCCAGAGGCCACGUUAUGUUUCACCCAUGGUUACGGGGUUUAAAAUAAACUUCUUACACUAA